UUUGUAUCAGACCUGGGAUUCGAAAACAAAGUUGACGCAAAAGACAACACUGGAGCUAUGAGACCAAGAUAAGAAUGUGUUGAACCAGGGAACGUGUUGUGUCUCUCACAAGUAGCUCUGUUUUUCAAACUCAGGUCCUCAGCUCCUUUGACUCGUCUGGUUGGUUGGCUGAGAUCGUUCUAAUUUGUUCUGUUCUGUGGGAAUUGUUUUGAGCUGGUAGCCCGGUUCAGGAACACCCAGUCCCUACGUGACUUGAGUCCACUUGAGGGACGUCACCGACAGAAGGGUCAGAGGGCGACGGUGAGGUCACCGACCAGAGUGAGAGACUGGAGAAAGAGAGCUUGGCAAUUGGACCCAACAUGGAGGGGUACGGCUACGAACACUUUGGGGUGGAUGGAGAGCGGGACAGCCACCAGAUGGACUACCGGAGGAUCGUAGGGGACACAGAGCUACCCCGUCCCAGCUCCAACCCUUCACCGCAAGACGCGGAGCACCUCUUCCGCCUCAGCCCCCAUGGGCAUGGGCAUGGGCACGGGCAUGAGACGGCCGCCCAGCGAUACAGCGCCACCCGCAUCCAGGCUGGCUUUGGCCCCGAGAGCAUGGCUGAUUACCUGAUCAGUGGUGGUACGGGCUAUGUCCCAGAAGACGGACUCUCCGCACAACAGCUUUUCUCCGUUGGAGACGGCCUCACCUACAAAUCUGCUCAACAACAGUCUGUUGUCGCUGAUGGUCAAACGGCAGAAGAGCUAUGCUCUAAAGGCGACGGGUUGACUUACAACGACUUCCUGAUUCUGCCGGGCUUCAUUGAUUUUACCUCAGACGAUGUGGACCUGACCUCUGCCCUGACCAGGAAGAUCACCCUGAAGACGCCUCUCAUCUCCUCCCCCAUGGACACAGUCACAGAGUCAUCGAUGGCCAUCGCCAUGGCGCUCAUGGGAGGCAUCGGCCUCAUCCAUCACAACUGCACCCCUGAAUUCCAAGCCAACGAGGUCCGCAAGGUUAAGAGGUUUGAGCAGGGCUUCAUCACAGACCCUCUUGUAAUGAGCCCGCGUCACACGGUGGGGGAUGUGUUCGAGGCCAAGACUCGCCACGGCUUCUCUGGCAUCCCCGUCACCGAGACUGGCAAGAUGGGCAGCAAGCUGGUGGGCAUCAUCACCUCCAGAGACAUCGACUUCCUCUCCGAGAAGGACCACAGCCGACCACUGGAGGAGGCCAUGACUAAGAGGGAGGAGCUAGUGGUGGCCCCAGCCGGUGUCACGCUGAAAGAGGCUAACGACAUUCUACAGCGAAGCAAAAAAGGCAAGCUGCCCAUCGUGAAUGACAGUGAUGAGCUGGUGUCCAUCAUCGCCAGGACAGACUUGAAGAAGAACAGGGACUACCCCCUGGCCUCCAAAGACUCUCGCAAACAGCUGCUGUGCGGAGCCGCCAUCGGCACCAGGGACGACGACAAGUACAGACUGGACCUACUGAUGCAGGCUGGGGUCGACGUGGUCGUACUGGAUUCCUCACAAGGCAACUCUGUGUAUCAGGUCAACAUGAUCAACUACAUCAAACAGAAGUACAGCGAGCUGCAGGUGGUGGGAGGGAACGUGGUGACGGCAGCCCAGGCCAAGAACCUGAUUGAUGCAGGAGUGGACGCUCUGAGAGUGGGCAUGGGCUGUGGCUCCAUCUGUAUCACCCAGGAAGUGAUGGCGUGCGGGCGGCCUCAGGGCACCUCGGUGUAUAAGGUGGCAGAGUAUGCUAGACGUUUCGGUGUGCCAGUCAUCGCAGACGGCGGCAUUCAGACCGUGGGCCACGUGGUCAAGGCUCUCUCACUCGGGGCAUCCACAGUGAUGAUGGGCUCGUUGCUAGCGGCGACCACGGAGGCUCCGGGGGAGUACUUCUUCUCGGACGGCGUGCGGCUGAAGAAGUACCGCGGCAUGGGCUCUCUGGACGCCAUGGAGAAGAGCACCAGCAGCCAGAAACGCUACUUCAGUGAAGGGGACAAGGUGAAGGUGGCUCAGGGCGUGUCCGGCUCUGUCCAGGACAAGGGCUCCAUCCACAAGUUUAUCCCCUACCUGAUCGCUGGCAUCCAACAUGGCUGUCAGGACAUCGGCGCCAAGAGUCUCUCUGUUCUACGCUCCAUGAUGUACUCUGGAGAGCUGAAGUUUGAGAAGAGGACCACGUCUGCUCAGGUGGAAGGAGGAGUCCAUGGGCUUCACUCUUACGAGAAACGACUUUACUGAUGGAGGGGCCAGAAAGAAGCUGACUAGGGCCGCCCCCGACGCCCCCACCCCCGUUGUGACCAAACGUACCCGCCACAUCUGACACCCACCUCAUCACUCUCCCUGCCGACUCCCCACACACCCCACGGGAGAGGUCUGGGGGGAACACCUGCAAAACAAACACCAUCACCUGGGAAACAUGGGAUUUUGCACUUACGAAGCGGAACAUCAGGGUUUUCACCAUAACCCCCUCCCAGAAUACCGGUCCCCUUGGGGUGUGUGAGAGCGUGUUGAAGGAAGUAUUUGUGCGUGUGUGUGUGUGUGUGUGUGUGUGUGUGAGGACAAACUCAGUGAAGAAGGUGCUGUUAUGCUAUCUUCCUCUUCCUGGUGAAAGUGAGAGAGCCAUACUGUCACCCCUCUGUAUUCCCUGGGAUCUGCUCGUACCGACACCUCCACAUCAGAAGCCACAAACAUCCCAAUCAAACUAUAUAUGUGGAAAAACACUUGUCUUGCUACUCUGUGUGCAAGUGUAUUCUGGCAAUCCUCCUUUAUCUAUGUAGUCAGCUCUGUUUAUGCAGAAAGAUGGUAACUGCUUUGAGAAAAGUAUAUUCUGUUAAACUUUUGACUGAUUCAACUGACAGACUCAUUGGCUGGGACUCUAGACUAGGUGACGUUCCCUCGCUGUAGUGGCCAUGUCCAUACCCCCCUUGACUGUGAUUCAACUGACAGACUCAUUGGCUGGGACUCUAGACUAGGUGACGUUCCCUCGCUGUAGUGGCCAUGUCCAUACCCCCCUUGACUGUGAUUCAACUGACAGACUCAUUGGCUGGGACUCUAGACUAGGUGACGUUCCCUCGCUGUAGUGGCCAUGUCCAUACCCCCCUUGACUGUGAUUCAACUGACAGACUCAUUGGCUGGGACUCUAGACUAGGUGACGUUCCCUCGCUGUAGUGGCCAUGUCCAUACCCCCCCUUAGUCGACGUGAACCAAUCAACUAGUGGCCUAUCACAAUGCUUCUAGUGUGUUGAGAGCACGGUUGGGGCCAAAAGAUAGACAUCGGCCAUAGAUCGGCAAGGGACGUUUUUUAAAACCACAGUGUCGGUCUCAGAUGGGUAAUGCGAUAAUCUUUUAGACUGGAAUGAAACGAGUUUAGAGAAUUGUUUGAUUUAAAAGCUGCAGAGCAGGGUUCCCCAACUGGUAGCCCACGUGCCAAAUUUGACCCACGUGGUUUAAUUUGGCCCCCCCCCCCGGUAAAUAAAUAAUUAUUAUGCUUGGAACAAAAGAGUGUAAAAACACCAGUUAAUCAGAACCAAGUGAUUUUAAUUUUGGAUAUCUGUUCCCAAGUUUUCCUACAGAUAAUAAAUACAGAGAUGUCAUCGUAUACUAAAUGUAAACAAGGUUUGAAAUGAUUGUUUAAGUUAUAUCUGUUUGGGCCUCCUGCGGUCAAUUUGCAGUCUACAAAGUAUUUGUAAUUAUGUUCCGGCCCCUGCUCAUCCACCCAAGAAAUCGUCCCGAGGCUGAAUCUAGUUGACGAUCUCUGCUGAAGAAAGACCCAGCGGCUCGAAGGAGCAUGAAGGGUUUUGAUAUGUAUGUUUUUUAAAGCCUCAACACGGCUCUAUUUAUAUUCCGCUUUUUUCUAAUUCCGUACAUACUGCCAAAUGUAUCAACAUGCUCUCUGUUACACUUUGGUGUUAUUAAUACUAAAAGCCCAAAUUUAAAGCUACGAAUCGCCAGCAAUGUAGUCCCUCGCUCCACCCCUGUCCCAGAUUGUGGCACCGAUUGCUAGCAGCUUUGACCUGCUCUGAUUACCAGAGAUAUGCCUUGAAAUGGUGGUCGAUGAUGACCGCACAAGACGGAAAGUCUUAAAUUCCCGUAAGAACUGUGUAUGUGCAUGGCGCUAUACAUCCUCCUCACCCCCUUUCUCACUGAGAUGCCAUAUCUAUAUCAUUCAGCUUGUGUAGGAAUAGAUUUUUCUAACUUUUUUCGUAAACAAUGUCUUUUUUGCCAGAUGUUUUUUUUAGGAUGUCUCUAAGCUGUAGGAGUGACUUUCUUUCCGUUUUGUGCUAAUGUACUUUGCCCUACCGGGACCUCACUUGACUAACAGUACUCUUACAGUUGACAUGAAUAUUAAGUAAAUAUGUACAUGAAGAUGUAUGGAGAAUUAUAUACCUGUAUCCUGUUUGAAAUGGUUGUUUGCAGUCUCCCACCUUUAGUUAUAAGAAUCUCCACUGACUAUGAAACAGGCCUUGUUUACAAUGGGAUUACAACAGAAACCGGUCCCUAAUGCUGUAAAACAAUAAAAGUCCAAAUAUGUUGA
This is a messenger RNA of Oncorhynchus kisutch (coho salmon), 4521 nucleotides long. Its product is annotated as inosine-5'-monophosphate dehydrogenase 1b. Gene Ontology annotation, biological process: GTP biosynthetic process. Gene Ontology annotation, molecular function: IMP dehydrogenase activity. The transcript is spliced from 15 exons. The record is from RefSeq and is a predicted model, not a curated record. NCBI's taxonomy places the organism in Eukaryota, Metazoa, Chordata, Actinopteri, Salmoniformes, Salmonidae. Bases 360 to 2225 code for a protein of 621 amino acids. Gene Ontology annotation, cellular component: cytoplasm.